CGACAGAUAGCCUCAGAUGAAUGGGGGAUUGACAACGAUGUGAAAUUUCGAACAGUAUUUUUCUUCUUACAAAAUCAGAAAGGUUUGAUUAAUUUUAAUGAAUUACCGGAAUUGAAAAGCGUGGUAAUUUUGAACCCACAGUGGCUUGCAGACGUGUUCAAGGAAGUAAUCACGUUCAAAAGUUUCAGUCUCUCGGAGAACAGCGUUGAAAGUUUCAAUACCACGGAGAACAGCGGUGAAAGACUGUGGAAAGAUUUUGAGAUGACUGGAAUCUUAGAUAGAAAGGUUUUAGAUCAUGCAUGGGGACGCUUCAUUAAU
Messenger RNA from Porites lobata, 318 nucleotides. NCBI's taxonomy places the organism in Eukaryota, Metazoa, Cnidaria, Anthozoa, Scleractinia, Poritidae. The record is from the annotation of a GenBank genome assembly.